Molecule: messenger RNA, 774 nt
Organism: Diatraea saccharalis (sugarcane borer)
Lineage: Eukaryota; Metazoa; Arthropoda; Insecta; Lepidoptera; Crambidae
Source: the annotation of a GenBank genome assembly
AUGUGGUGCUUGCAGGUGAAAACGUUGACGCUGAAGGAUCAGCCUAACAAAAAGCUAUCGUUGCCAAGAGCCCUGUACGAGCAAAGUGCUGCCCUGUUCAGACCCCCAUUACUCUGGAGGACCUUGCAGUUGUUCUACAUCGUUGGCGUCGUGUACAUCACAAAUAACUCAUUCCUAGUGUGGUUGGCACACGUAAUGAACCUCCUGAGGCUGGCGUUGGAAACUUCUGCUACUGGAAACAUAUGUGACCUGAUCAACCACGAAAUGGCAUUCAAAGCGAGUCAUUCCAAUACAACUGUUCCGCAUGUCUGCGUUGGGAACAUAGAAGAGAACGUGGUGUUAGCUUUAAUCGGCUCCCAAAGUAUCUUCGCGAUCCUGAACUUCGUGCUCUCAUACCUGUCACAUCGACGGAAAGCUGUGCUAAUUUCAAUCUUAUGUCUAUCAUCAUUGAGCGGGACUUUGCUCAACUUGACACCGGAGCCUAUAUCUAGUGUGUUCUUCUUCAUGAUAUUUACGUGCACUUGCCUCUGUAUGGGCAUUUUAGCGUCGUUCUUUGUCGAUUUAUAUCCACCAUCGUACAGGGGAAUGGUGGCGUGUCUCAGUAUAAUGGUUGGCAGAGGCAGCACAUUCGUCGGCAUCAACGUGGUUGGUAAUCUGCUGUUUCAUCACUGCCAGCUCACAUUCUACAUGUGGACCUUACUGGUGCUAAGUAGCGUUGUAUUGGCAUGGUUCCUGCCGCCAGACAAAGUAAAAUUGAAGCCUACCGCAGUUUAA